CCCAAGACAAGAUGUGUUUCCUGGCUCCCAAAGGGAUUCAGACUCAGCACAGUUUAUUAAUGUUUUUGACAUUGUAAUUUUUUCAUCGCUUAGCUCACACCUUUGAUCCAUGCACCUCUGCAACGUUCCCUGGAACCAUUCAGUAUACGAGAACUGACAUCCUGCCCAUUACAAGUUGUGCCCUUAACCACUGUGCCCCUUGCUGCUCUAAUAAUGAAGCUAACUGUGUUUUUAGGCCUUCUCUCAUAAUCUGUCUGUGUGAAGCGUCUCGUCACGAGAAACAUUUUGUGUUCCGAAAGCAGCUCGGUCCGAGGAGUCCGGGGACCCUCUGCGGGGCGGCGACGUGCCCGAGCACGACGGCACGAGGUGUGAGCUUCCCUUUGCAUUGCAAAUGAAAUUUAAAGUAGUUCACACUUCCUCUCCAGAUAAUGUAUCUUUUUACAGUAAGGAAGACAUUUCAUAACCAUCCUCUUUGGAUGACUAGAUCUUGUUUGAUUGUCCUGUCAUGGGAUGAACGUAUUUUUUGUUGAAACUGCGAACCCGGUAAGGGAAGGAGGCUGACUGACGCUAACGGGCAAUAAUGAUGAAACGGCCGUUGUUGCGCCAUGUCAUUUUCUUACUGUCUUUAGUACCUGCAGCCACUAGAUGGCGUCAGUUGGGUCUCCUCAGAGAAGGGGGACCUCAGGAGAAAGGUGCCCAACACCAGAGCUCUGAGAAAGUGUUCAGUGUACAGCCCUUGGGAAGUAUGCAGGUAACGGUGAAAAUGUGAGUUUUACUGUACGAUAAUGUAUAUAUUACAGGUACAGAGCACAGUAAAACCCUGGGAAACGUCUGUAAGUUAGUGGAAUAAAGUUGGGGUGGAUGGUGUAGAUUUUCUGAGAAGGACAUGAAAAUGGAGCAUGUGUGUAACAGUGUUAAUGGAGAGAACAUCAGUUCUGAGGACUGUGUAUUAGGAAGAGUAAAAGUCCACCAAACAUGGUAACACACUGGAGUUUGUGUGUAAGCGUGUGUCGCAAGUACUCUGGACCCUGUUAGGGCUGAAAUGCUUCUUAGUGUUUUGGGAAACCUUUGUCACAUAACUGUCACGACUGCCAGCUUCAUAUGUGCUCAGACUGCACACCUCAGUGUAAAAUACUCUGAAUAAGAGCUGGUGGUUAUUGUGAUUGUUACUAAGUGCUUGCUUUUCAUUCAUUCAUACAUUCUGUUAUGUUUUAAUUUAUUCAAUCUAUUUUUUUCUUUUUCAUUGACUGCUUCUGCUGUGCAGGUGGUCCAGAGCAUAUUCUAGAGUAAUAGGUUGUGAGGCAGAGCAUACCCUGGACAGGACAUCACUCCAUCGCAGGGCGAUCUCUCACUCACUCACUCACGAUACUUUAGUCACUGAUACCAGAACCUGCUGGCAGGAUUUCUACACCCAGGCAGGACAACAGUUUUCCCUAGUUUGCUGUGGAGCCCAAGGCUGAAUGAUCCGCUGAAGGCAGGACUUGAGGAGAUGAAUCCUGCCCGUGGUGAUAAGUGCCGUGUGCCGCGUCUGCCGAACGUCAGGCAUGUGGAGCUUCGGCAGUGACGGGGGUUGCUGUAGCGCGCUCGUCGUCCGGGCUCAGUAAUAAUUGAGGAGGAGGAGGAGGAGGAGGCUGAGACAUGGAGGCUGGGGGGGGGGGAGGUGGGCUUGCUGGGAUUUGUUUAGCGAUCGGAGCCAAUAGAAAGCUCAGACGGCGGUAAUAUUUGCACACCGGUGACGGAGCGGGCCCAGAAGGGGAGCUGGAGGCGCAGCAGGGACAAGUGAACAGCGGGGACACCGACGGGACCCCCGGUGCUGCCACACUUGCUGACCCAGGACAGCGGGCGUGAGUCCCCUGGACGUCGCCACCCCACGACGAAGCUGCCCACGGUGCUCAUCUGCGAGAGAAGCUCGCGCUGCAGGAUGCAGUGGAAGAAGCUCGUGCUGUCGGCCCUCCUGGCUACAGCCCUGUGUGCUGCCGCAGCGUCCAGGAAGUCUCGGCCUCAAGGCUCCAUCCCCUCGCCCUACAAGAGAAGCAACAACACGUCCGAGCGGCGCGCACGCAAGCAGGAGGUGCUGGCCUCCAGCCAGGAGGCGCUGGUGGUAACUGAGCGCAAGUACCUGCGCAGUGACUGGUGCAAGACGCAGCCGCUACGGCAGACGGUGGCCGAGGAAGGCUGCCGGAGCCGCACCGUCCUCAACCGUUUCUGCUACGGCCAGUGCAACUCUUUCUACAUCCCGCGCCACAUCAGGAAGGAGCAGGAGGCCUUCCAGUCGUGCGCUUUCUGUCGGCCGAACAAGUUCACUACGCUUACGGUGGAGCUGGAUUGCCCCGGGCUGCAGCCGCCAUUUCGCCACCGCAAGAUCCAGUGUGUGAAGCAAUGCCGCUGCAUCUCCGUCCACGUGGGGGAGUCCGGCAAACCCUGAGGCCCCUGGGGCCAGACCGAUUCACUAGCUAUUUCUUCUUAAAGGAGAGUUCUCACUAGACAAAGACAGAUGGGCAGGCGACACAGUUAUAGCUGUAGCACACUAAGAAAACAGCAGCCACAGGUAUCUGUAGGGGUUAGGAGACCCUCUCCAGACUGCAACACUACAGCCAAGAUUAACACUCCCUUGAUGAAGAGUGAUAUAAAGCAGUAUGACAGAUCUCUCUCAAUGGGCAUCCUGCCUUCAUAGUUUGUAAAUACCUCAUACUAAAUCAGGGUGGGGGGAGAGGGGUGAUAUGGUGGGAAGUAAGGUGUCAGAUAGCUGAACUACCCCCCCCCAGACAGGACUGUGCCGAUGCAGCUGCGGUGGCAAGAUGGCCAUCGACCUGGUCUUUCAAAACUUUGUAUUUAAAAAAAAAAAAAAAAAAAAAAAAUCCUGAGGGAGAGGUUGCUGGCCCAGACGCAGUAGCAAGCUGGUGCUGAAUUGAUAGCGACAGGUGUUGCACUUAGCUCGACUUGGUGGGUCAUGUGCACCGACUGACAACACCGUGUCUGUGGGCAGAGCGUCAGCCCCCUGCAGCCACUGGGGACCUGGGAACCACAUACUACAGACUGACUGACAUGUAAAGGAAAUUAUAUAU
This is a messenger RNA of Scleropages formosus (Asian bonytongue), 3065 nucleotides long. RefSeq names its product gremlin 2, DAN family BMP antagonist b (gene grem2b). Lineage: Eukaryota; Metazoa; Chordata; Actinopteri; Osteoglossiformes; Osteoglossidae. The transcript has 2 exons. Gene Ontology annotation, biological process: animal organ morphogenesis. Gene Ontology annotation, molecular function: BMP binding; receptor ligand activity. The record is from RefSeq and is a predicted model, not a curated record. The coding region runs from base 1922 to 2425 and encodes 167 amino acids.